AUGUCUGCCACGAUCGACGUGGCGGGGCCACAGAUCAUCGACAUCAUGAUGCCCAAGAAGCGUCAGCAAGGAUUUGAGCCCGGCGCUAUGGGAGGACACUCUGCUACCGGCGCCGGUCCGAAUGCGAGCGUCGCUUCCGCGAUGAGCUCGCAAACAGUGCAGUCAUCAACUGCCACACACGCCAACAAUUUCUUCGGCCCCUUUGGCACUAACGGUCUUCCUAGCAGCUUCAUCGACACGGACAUCCUUCUUAACGAUGACCUUUGGAGCCAAUUCUCUCCAGCUACCACCAACACCUCGUCCAACGGCGCUGAUACCACAGGCCGGGAGCACCUGCAAUCAGGCUUCGAUGGCAACGCAGACCACGAAAUUGCCACUGACAGAGGCUUCGGUGAAACGUACGUCAACAUCCCUCAUACAGGUUCGACCGACAUGUUCGGACUGCAGGCACGCACCUUUGGCUCCGUUCGCCCUGAGGUGAGUCGUCUGAGCAAGGACGCCUCGUCCAUGGACGAUGGCGAUUCUCCUGACGGGUCCAACGGAGAGACCACCUCGACCGUCGCGACAAGCGUGAUCUCCCCAAGCUCGAUGGCCACCACAGGUGGUAGUCUUCCCAAAGGAACUGGCACUCGCCAUCACCGAUCUACCAGCAACGCAUCCUCGACGCAUCGGUCCAAGACUGCGCGCAGUCUGAGUCGUAGUCGCACCCGUGCUGCACCGGUCGCCUCGGAUCGUCGAACUGCUGAUCGCUCUCCCUCCCUCGAAAGGAGCGGUGUCGGCAAGGCGCCAUCCUCGAGAGCUCGUGUCAACCGAAGGGCGACUGUAGGGCCGGCUGCCCUUGCCAAUGGUCUUCAAAACAGCUCCACCCCGCAUCCGCCAGCACCCACUCGCUCGGCUUCAACGAUGGCUGCCGUUGGCUCAGGCAUGGGGCUCUCGUCCAGUUUUCAGCCUCAGACACAGAGGUGGAGCCUGUUUGGCACUCCAGAUGCGAACAACGGUGGCAACUUGCAUUUCAACUUCAACAACCCAUCAUCUUGGAGUACGCACGAGCACCCCGGUACAGCUUCUGCGUCGUCGUCGUUGCCGACGCCGCUCAACUUCCACACAAGCAUGGCGCAUCUCAAUCUGCAGACACCGCCGAUUUCUGCAGGUAUGCACAAUCACACGAAUAGGCUGGAAGAAGACAGUAGCUCGAAGCAGCCUUUCAAUCCGUUCCUGUUCCCUCCAUACACGCAGCCACGGAGCCACUCGACAUUGACGUCGGCUGAUGAUUCGGCUCACCAGCCAUUCGCUCCUCAAGCUCACGUGAGUGCGGAAGCGUCUGGGCGAUCCAGUGAAACCUCGGAGGUCAGCGAGGCCAAGCCAGCUACAAAGCCGCGACGGUCCAGCAAGGUGGCUUCACAAGCUUCGCGCGAGAAGCUAGCGAAAGAGAUCAAGACGGAGGCUGCCAGGACCGAACUCAAAAACGUCAGCUCCGAAGAGCCGCAGCAGGGUGACGAGGAUGAGGAUGACGACGGUGACGACGACGAUGAGCAGCUCGGAGGUGCAGCUGGUGGCAAGAGCGAGGCAGAGGCAAAGAGACUCGCCGAGAAGCGUCGCAAGCGUCGCGAGUCUCACAACGCCGUGGAGCGUCGCAGGAGAGACAACAUCAACGAGAAGAUCACCGAGCUGGCGACGUUGCUCCCCGAGGCCAUGCUGCUCGACGCCAUUGCCACGUCGACGCAGGGAGGCAACAGUGGAGCCUUUGCGCCUGCUCUCGCUGCCAAAGCUGCACUUGCAGCAGCGGCGGCAGCGGCAGCCAAAGGCGAUACGAUGCAAGACAGCGCCGACGGCCCGACCAAGCUUCCGAAAUCCUCGACCGAGGCGUACGCCGCAGCGCUUGCACCUGUCGAUGCAAACAGUGCAGCGCUAGCAGCAGCACAGGCCAAGCCGAACAAGGGCAUCAUCUUGCGCAAGAGUGUCGAGUACAUUCGGCACCUGCAGCAGUUCCUCGACAUGCAGAUGGGCCGUAUCAGCUUCCUCGAGGCAGAGCUUGCCCGAUCGCACCAAGCGUUGGCUGCGUCAGGCAUGCAGGCACCUCCGACGACGGAUCCGCAGCAAGGCUUGGGCGUGAUGCACGCCUUUUUCAACCAAGCUGACAACGGCACCGGUGACGGCUCCGGCAUGUUUGGCGGCCACACGCAGCAGCAGCAGCAGCAAACAUCCCACCUCCUCGGUCAACAACAUUCACAGCAUAGUCAGCAGAUGCAUCAACAGCCUCCGCAGGACUUUAGCACAAUGAACCUGCUCAGCUUGGGCAUGCCGAUGGACCAGCAAUCCACCGUCUCGCAGCCGCAGCAUCAGCAAUCAAUGUCGAUGCACCAGAGCGGUUUGUCCAUCCCACACACGAGCUCGAGCUCGCACGAUGCCAUGGGAAGUGCACCUGCCCUUGCUGCGUGGCUGGAAGGAUUCGACCAGCGCACGGGACUGCCGCGUCGAUCGUCGGUAGAUCCGAUCGAAGAAGAAGAGCACCAGAGCGGCGAGGAAGACAAGGAGCUGAGCCGUCGUGGACGAAGCCAGAACUCGCGCGCGCACGAUGCACACGACGAGCACUGGCGAGGACGUCCGCGCCACAAGAUGGGCCGCGGCGGUCGCGCUCAGGUGCAGGAGGGAAGCUGGCCUGAGUUGCAGCCAUGCGAGGCUCAGUCUCCGAUGCAGUUGGUGUCGGGAGAUGACGCUCAUCAGACGUCGAGCUUUUCGGAUCUGGGCGAUAUGAAGCUCGACUUGUAG
Molecule: messenger RNA, 2769 nt
Organism: Pseudozyma hubeiensis SY62
Lineage: Eukaryota; Fungi; Basidiomycota; Ustilaginomycetes; Ustilaginales; Ustilaginaceae
Exons: 1
Coding region: 1-2769 (922 amino acids)
Biological process (GO): regulation of transcription by RNA polymerase II
Molecular function (GO): DNA-binding transcription factor activity, RNA polymerase II-specific; protein dimerization activity; RNA polymerase II cis-regulatory region sequence-specific DNA binding
Source: RefSeq, a predicted model, not a curated record